GUUUAUAUAAGAAUCGCAAUGGGCAACUGUAGACGAUCUAGAACCCUUCUGUAAUAGCUUUUCCCGGCUUGAACACUCAAAUUCCCCCCCAAUCCAAAAUUCAAAUUCGCACUAUCGCGCAAUGGAAAAUGGCGAAGCGUUGGAAAACGGUGAAGGCGUCCUCGACGAUCCCGUCGCCUUUUUUCAUUUCAUUGGUCCUGAAAAUCCAAAUGAUAUGGAAAACGGAGUUCCAGCCGACGCUCCGCCGCCGGCGGCUGCUGCAGAGCAUGUCAACGAAGUGCCAAAUUCACCAUUGGAUCUAAACCUACCUCCUACUCCCGAUUUCAGCGGCAAGAAGAUUAUACUGGUCGUGACGGGAGCCCCCGCCGCUAAAGGGGUUAUACAGAUAUGCGAAGUUUUCAGACAGUUCAAUGCACAGAUUCAAGUCGUCGUUACUGAUGACUCACUGAAAUUUUUCGACAGAAGAUUGUUGUCAGAGAGCGCGUACGUGUAUGCCGAUGCUGAUCAGAUUGAGUGGAAGGAAAAAACUCUGGAAAUUGUUCAUUUGGUGGACUGGGCCGAUGCACUAGUCGUAGCUCCUCUGAGUCUGAAGCACAUGUCCAUGAUUUCAGUUGGACUUGUCGACGACAUAGCUUCUGAGGUUUGUCGGUCAUGGCCUUAUGGUCCGAGGCUCGACCAAUUUGGAUUCGAGAUACCACCGAAGCCAGCGGUUUUUUUUGUUCAAGUCACGGGGCCCAAUCGAAUUACCAGGGCCAUCAAUCACAACUAUUAUCAGCUGCAGAAUUGGGGAGUUCGGAUUUUCGACGGAAUGCCGGCCACACCCAUGCAACUGGUCGCACAAGUCUUCAACGCGCUCAAUGGGGUUAAUGGCUGAAAUCAGAGCUUUGCUCUUAGGUUUACUUUUUUUUGGCAAAUUACUGUCCAUAUGUACUUAGUGUCUCAAAUGGCCAAUGGGAUUAAUUGCUGAGAUCAGAACUUUGCUCGUAGGUUUACUUUUCUGGCAAAUUACUGUGCAUAUGUCCAUAGUGGCAAAUUACUGUGCAUAUUUCUGUAGUGUCUGAAAUGAUUCUAACAGCUGAGACUGUAACAGGAACUUUAUUCUAGUCUAUGCAUGAGAUAAUAUUAGGAAAAAGAAAGCUACACACAUUGUCCAACUUUUUCUCUAGUCUGUGACACACUCGUGUCUAUUGGGGUCCCUCGG
Messenger RNA from Striga asiatica, 1201 nucleotides. NCBI's taxonomy places the organism in Eukaryota, Viridiplantae, Streptophyta, Magnoliopsida, Lamiales, Orobanchaceae. The record is from the annotation of a GenBank genome assembly.